Molecule: messenger RNA, 4381 nt
Organism: Pogona vitticeps (central bearded dragon)
Lineage: Eukaryota; Metazoa; Chordata; Lepidosauria; Squamata; Agamidae
Source: RefSeq, a predicted model, not a curated record
UUGUUUAUUUAUCUUUCCUCCAGAGAGAAGCCCUCCUAGCUAGUUGGGAGCAUCCCGUUUUUGCGAUCCUGUGGGCUGGUUUGUCCUGUGGUGUUGCUGGGCGGCAGUCGGUCGCCUCGGUGUCUCGUCUUCUCCUCCUCCUCCAAAUUCUAAUUGCAGAAGAAGAAUGAGGGCAGAGCAAGGCGAUCCACCCUCGGCAGGUUUACAGUUGGAGGGUGCACUGGAACAAGAAGGAAAAACAGAAGAGGAAAAGGAUAGAAGACUUAAAGGGGUCGCAAAGGACUCUCCUGUCCUCUGGCCUCAGAGGAGUAGAGGAUGCUGGGAGGGAAAGGAUGAUGCUGUCUUAGUUGAGGAUGAUUCCGCCCCAUUAGCUGGACCACAGGAUCAGAUGUCUAAUCCAGAUCAGUGCAAGGAUCUGUUUUUAUCCAAAGAAAUGCAGAACCUGGAUAGAGGAGGUCGCCUGCACCAUGACACACCAGCAAAGGGUCUGGCCAAAGAUGUCAUCCUGAGGAACUUCAACAAGGAUGAAGAGCCUGUGACUUUUGAGGAAGUGGCCGUGCGUUUCUCUGAAGGCGAGUGGGGGCUGCUGGAUCCUGGCCAGAGAGCUCUGUACCGAGACGUCAUGGUGGAGAACUACGGGAACGUCGCUUCCCUGGAAGGGGCGCCAGUUCUGAAACCUGAUCUCAUCUCCUGGUUGGAAGAAAAGGACGAGAGGUUUGAUGAAGACUCAGAGGAUGACAGAGAAAGAGUUCCAACAGGUGAGGCCCAGCGCAGUGAAAUCAAGAAAGCACCCACGGAGAUGACAGCAGAAGGAGGGCAGGACCAGGACGUGGAGGAGGCGGUUGCCGACCAAAGCGAAUCGAGGAGGCCGGAGGAAGACCCGCAGAGAGAAACCUGCCCGGAGACAUCAGGAGCUGAUGAAAUGGCGACGGAGGUCAGUGUGGAGAUAUUUCCAGAGCAAGGCCAGGUGGCAGAAGAGUCGUCUCAAGUUUUGCCAGGGAGUUCUCAAGAGGGCCUGUCCUUGGUGACUGAGGUGGCUGAGAGUGAUGCCUGGGAGAGUGACAGCGAGUGGGAACCCUACGAGGUCCUGUCGGAAGACACAGAGGACGAACGGAUGAGAACCCACUUCGGGGAUACAGGACGGCCAGAGAGAGACGAGGACAACCCAGCAAAAGAGUGGGGCAGCAAACCCAGCUCCCCGGGGAGUGAAUUCGGCGGCGUGCCGGUCCCCCCAAAAGUCUACAAGGGCAAGAGAAAAAACCAGUGCAAAGUCUGUGGGAAGAGCUUCACCCGGAAAGCCAGUCUCAAGGUGCACCAGAGAAUCCACACGGGGGAGAAGCCCUACAAGUGCACCGUCUGCAGCAAAGGCUUCUGCGACAAAACCAGCUUCCUCCGACACCAGAGGAUCCACACCGGCGAGAAACCGUAUAAAUGCCCCGAGUGUGGGAAGAGCUUCAACCGGACCACCAACCUGAUAACCCACCAGAAAACCCACGUGGAGACCAGGGAGAAGACGUUCCACUGCUCCAGCUGCAGCAAGAGUUUUUACAACAAGUACAGCCUCAAGACCCACUGGCGGAGCCACACCGGGGAGAAGCCCUACAAGUGUUCCAGCUGCAGCAAGAGCUUCUGCGACAAGUCCAACCUGGAAGCUCACUGGCGGGUGCAUACGGGCGAGCGGCCGUUCGAGUGCACCGAGUGCGGGAAGAGCUUCAGCGACCGCAGGACCCUCCUCCGGCACCAGAGGAUCCAUACGGGGGAGAAGCCCUACAAAUGCUCCGAGUGCGGGAAGAGCUUCAAUGACCUGGCGACCCUCCUCCGACACCAGAAGAUCCAUACGGGGGAGAAGCCCUACCGGUGCACCGAGUGCGGGAAGAGCUUCAACCAGAGCUCGCACCUCAUCCGGCACCAGAACACCCACGACGCGAAGCGCCACAAGAGCGGCGGGCGGGGGGCCAAAGCCGCCGUCGGAACCAGCAUCUUCCUGGACCUCGGGGGUUUUGCCCAAGAGGGCUAUUACGGAUACACUCAUCCCGGGGAGAGCUUCCACUGGCCGCUGACCUCCUACGCGUCCCCCACGGAAGGAGGCGAAGGGGGCUUGCCGAACUUGUGGACGAUCGAGGAGACGUCGGUCGGGGACCAAGCCAUCCUGGUCAUGAAGGAAUUCGCUGAGGAGAGGACCUUAACUCUGUGAAUCCUGAGGGCAGGAGAGGGGACUCCAUUCGGCCUUCACGGGUCAGCCACCAUCACCUGGUUGAAGCAAGAAGCCACCGCCAAACGAGCGCUAUUUUUCCCCCUCAGAAGGUUGAUGCCUCUGAAAGCGGAGACUUGCCGCAUCCUGAGGGCGGCGAGCGAUUGUCGAAAGGAUCACACUUGCUCCGGUUUUCACUGAGGUGGAUGUUGAGGUCCCCUCGGAUUCUGCAACUCCACCUCAACAACGGAUUUGCCUGUUCGUUUUGGAGGCAGAAAGAGGCGGACUUCUCAGAGGCGAACUUUCAGGAGGGGAGAAAGAGACACCGACGGCUAACAGUUAUGGUGUCUCGAACCCCGCGUUGGCUUCGCUAGCACCGAGAACUGUUCCGGUUCCUCCAAUGAAGUGGAAGAAAAGAGAUUAAUCAUGAUUCAGCGUCUUAAGGAGCAACACUGGAGUCUUCUCCAUUUGAAGCACGAGUAGUGAUGGCCGGGGUGGCAGGAAUAAGAAUUGCCUUCCUGCUCCUCCCAGUUUGGGUUAAAUCUAACAAAAAUAAGAAAGUUAGAUACUGCACACCCUCUGGUUCCCACCAACCAAACCCCCAAUUCCAGUGGGAUGUGUUUAAAGGGUUAGAUUUUCUUGAUACUGGUAGAUGAAGGCAUACACUCGCAUGCGUGUAAGUGGAUUAUAGGUUUUUCUAUAGCAAGUGUCUAAAAACAGGUGGGGAGGGUAUCAACAGUAGAAGAACAUGUUCUCUGUUUUAUAAGGGGAAAAAAGAUGAACUUCAAAAUCAUGGCAAAAAUCAAUAGGUUAGAUGAAUGUGACAUCUGAUGGCUGCAUAGCAGAAGGGAUUUUGAACGGGGGGAGGGGGGACAAAUUGAGUUGAUUGGUUUUCUUAAGCAAAGAAUGUUCACAGAACUAAAGAGCAAAACUAGCCGUUUAUAGCCAGGUUUUUAAACCCCAGUGUUUAACAGGUGAUUUGGAAUCUUAACAUCCAGGAGCAGGAAUUUCUGCGUCCUGCAAACUGAAAUCUCUCUCUUGAGAUAUGUCUCAGUUACUGUUGGAAGGAUCAUGUCUUCGCAAGGUUGGUGAAAACUUGGAAACGUUGUUCAGAGAACGUGCUAAGAUUUGUUCGGUUUUGUUAAGGGGAGAGAGUCCCUCCAAAACAGCCCUGCUGACCUUGUGAAUUGUUGCAUAGGUCAGUCAUGGUGUAAAAUUAGCCUUCUCCAACCUGUCCUCAAAAACGGAGCUGUUGGACUAAAACUCCCAUCAUGCUCAAUCACCAUGGUGGAUUGUCAGGUCAGAUGGGUUUUGUUCUCCAGCCCAUUUAGAGGAGACAAGCAUAGGGUCCUUUUAAGGAGAAAGGCAGGAUUAAAAACAUUUUAGAUAAAUAAAUAAACAAGGAAGGCUGGUUUAGGGGUUGAUGCAUAAAUAUCAGGGGGAUUGAACUGUCUUUCCUCAUAUACUGGCAUGCUUGGAAAUAAUAAUAAUAAUAAAAAAACCAGUACACUCAGCCACAAUCUGACACAAGUAUUAGGCGUGGCACAGCCUGUGGAUUUCAGUGAGUUUCAGGGUCGUUUGGAAUUAAGCUCUAUUUUACAUUGCAGUUAGACUUGAGGAGCAUGACUCUCAGUCGUGGGUCCCCAGAUGUUCUUGGACUGUAAUUCCCAGAAAUCCCGGCCAUCUUGGGAGUUUUAGUCUAAGAACCCCCAGGGAACCACAGUUGGGAAGCCUUGCUCUAGAAAAUGACUCAGUAAUGUGUUUUUUUAAAAGGGGAGAAUGGUGACUUAUUCUUGUUUUUAAAAGCAUGAAAAUAGGAUGGGUUACUUGGCACUACAUCCGUUUUAUGGGAUGAUACAGCACAGUUUCUUUUAAGUAGGACACUAAUCUUUCAGCCAAGGCUUUGCCUCCCACACUAAGUUCCAGUAUUAAAAACUAAGGGUAUGCUCUUUGGUAGUGGUGGUUGUGGGGGUUGACUCCAACUCCCAGAAUCUUCCCAAGAAUUCCCCAGGCAGAAUUCUGGGAGUCGUGUAACUCACCAACAUAGACCUGUAGACACUUUUGUUUUACUCACCUGGAAAAAGGCCUACCUUUGAGGCUGCUUGGCCUUCUCUAGCCUUUGCUUCCUGUUGUUGCUGUAUGUAUAUAUGGCACUUCCCAAAGAACUACAACUCCCAAGAAGCACCCUGG